Fusarium sp. VM40 is the source of this 807-nucleotide messenger RNA. Lineage: Eukaryota; Fungi; Ascomycota; Sordariomycetes; Hypocreales; Nectriaceae. The record is from the annotation of a GenBank genome assembly.
AUGGAGCCCAAAGAAAACAACAACGUCCCAGCUAUGAGCGAGAAAGCCGGAACGUCGGUGACUCGGCCACCGCCACUUCUCUGCUUAGGCGCCCCCCGCACUGGAACAGCUUCACUCAUGGCCGCUCUCCAAAUUCUCGGAUAUCCAAACGUACAUCAUGGCUGGGACGUCUCUGAGUCUGAACAUCUUCAAUGGCAAUGGCCUAUCUUUAACAAAGCCUGCGACGCGACUUUUUCAAACAUCCCAACCUACAACGGCAAAUCAUUUUCGCGCGCUCAGUGGGACGAGGUCUUUGGGGGCUAUGAUGCUGUCUCGGAUGUCGCGUCGUUCUUUGCGGAAUCGUUGAUCCCUGCGUAUCCCGACGCGAAAGUCAUUCUUGUGGAACGUGAUAUCGAGAAGUGGCUCCCCAGCAUGCGCACCGUAGUCGAAGGCUCGGGGACUGCAACAAAACGAAAGAUUGGGAUUAAGGUCGGGAAACUGUCCGGGUAUACCAGCCCCGAGCCCUGCUACAAGAUGCACCAAGGCUGGUCGGGAUCUCCAUCUCCGGACGACGUAGCUGAGCAUCUCAAGUCAGCAUAUGUCCGACACAACCAGUACAUCAGGGACAAUGUUCCGGCCGAGAGGCUUCUGGAUUACAAGCUCUCAGAUGGAUGGGGGCCGCUGUGUGAAUUCCUGGGAAGGGAAGUUCCUGAUGUUCCUUUUCCGCAUCUCAACGACUCGGCGGAGUAUGCGGUUAGGGGCAAGCGGCUGGGCAACAAGAUGAUCAAGCGUGCUCUACGAAAUGUUCUAUGCCCCUGCUUUCGUUGA